Molecule: messenger RNA, 4145 nt
Organism: Peromyscus leucopus (white-footed mouse)
Lineage: Eukaryota; Metazoa; Chordata; Mammalia; Rodentia; Cricetidae
Gene: Slc16a4
Product: solute carrier family 16 member 4
Exons: 9
Coding region: 1914-3416 (500 amino acids)
Biological process (GO): transmembrane transport; monocarboxylic acid transport
Molecular function (GO): monocarboxylic acid transmembrane transporter activity
Source: RefSeq, a predicted model, not a curated record
AUUCUUACCAAAUAGCUUGAUCACCAAGAGUUAAAAGGUUAGAAGCUGAGAAAGUAAUCAUAUGUUUAAAGACUCUGUAAGAUUCAUUAAGUCCAUGGGUAUGGGUGCUGACAUGUUAACUAAUAUCCCAGAUACCUUAACAAUUCUUUCUUCUGAUUAACAAGAAUGAUUCAUGAGUUUUUAUUUUGCUUUUCUUUCUUUGGUGGGGGGAGGCAGGGUCUGACUUUAACCUAGAUCUGUUCAAAUUCACAGCAGUCCUUGCUUCAGCAUCUGAGAUUCUAAGUGUGAGCUGCCACACACAGCAGUAAGAAGUAAUUCUUAAUCCUUAACAACAAUCUUGCAAAACGGCAUUAGCCACAUUUUAUAGUUUCGGAAACAAAUUCAAAGAGGUUAACUUGCUCAGAAUUCCAGGACUUACAAUGCAGAGUUGAGACCAGCAUAACUCACUGUCUCACUGUCCCUCAACGGUUUCUACUAACGAAGACGCUCAUCUCUGAGGACUUCAAAGUCCUCUUGGUCUAUAGAUGACUGUCCCACUCCAUUUCAAAUCUGGUCUAGGGCUCCAGACAGAGCUAUCAGUAUCAAGCUCAACUUCAUCUCUUGUGACUAAAUCAUAGCUUUGCUUUAAAAGAGUAGCUAGCAUGCCACCAAAGACCUUGAAACCAGUUCCAUGAAUAGUCACUAAAAACAUUUUCUUGGGUACAUAAUUAUCACAGAGCUCCCUGAAAAUUAUUCCUUUUCCUCUGGGUUUUGCCUUCUGAAUGUUUAUUUGAUCUUUACCACCAACACCACAUAAAUGCAUCAUCUUUCCAUGGUUGCAUUUACUGAGCAUCCUCCCAAAUGAAGCCGUCCUACUCCAAGCACUUUAAUUUAAAAAAAAAAAAAAGUAUGAGCUGGGCUUUAAGAGGAUGAGAAACACCUUGUUUAAAAAACAAAAAGUACAGAUUUCCAGAUCAAACAACUCAUACUUUGGCUUAAAAUACACUCUGGUUUAAAAAUCUGGAAUGUUGGUGUAAGGAGAUCAAAGGCACUUUCUUGGUGACUUACUUUUUUUGUUGUUGUUGAAGGUGGAGCAAAGGAAGGAAAUUGGACUGGAAUGUUGAAUUAUUUAGGUAAUUUACUAGGACUCAGCCUUAAUCAUUUCCAAAAUGCAGUAAGAAAAAAAAGUUUCAUUAAAAUUACUAUAAGUAUGCAUUUUUCAUGGAAAGUAUCUGAAAUUAAUCAAGUUCAAAAAAGCAAUUAAAAUGGGGCCUGAAAUCCCAAAUUAGUAAUCAUACUAUUUAGUCAGUGGGUACAAUAGAGCACACAGCAGGCUAAAUUUACUGAAGGUUUUUGUGUGUUUGCCACUAGGGACGAAACCCAGGUAUCCAAGCUAAGCAUGCACUCUAUCAGAGAGCAACAUCUCCAGCUCCAACAUUGCCAUCUGUGGCCCAAUAAAAAACUCCCCCACUUCUGGAAUUUCGUUCCUUUAGAAAGCAGUCUUGAGACUCCCUGGCGAACUUUGGACAAGUGUUUCAAAUAUCUUAAGUCUCAUCCCCACCCCCACCCCCUCAGGCUUGAGAAGUCACUAGGAGGAUUUUCUCCUUGGUUUACUCCACUGCUUUUGACCUAGGUGGAAAAGUCUACUUUGUGGGCUGGCUGGAAGGCUGGCCUGAGUUGUUCUCAAGUUACAGCCUUUCCUCCUCCCUCAGGAAGUAAAGUCCACUGGCCAGAGUGCCUAAACCACUCUGCCCUGCUGCUGGACUACAAUGCCUGCUUGUUUUCACCAAGCAGCGGAAUGAAAUUCCUUAGGAAAAAAAGUAAUAUUUUAGGAAAAGUAACUAUUUUUCCUCCAAAUUUCCUUGUCUAUAGAGGAUUCAUUUGCUGAACACAUCCUUAAAGUGAUCUUCCGUACGUAACAUACAGGAAGCCUCAUGAUGAAGAGGGAAGAAAAGGCCCCCCCUUACACUAAAACCCUGGAUGGAGGAUGGGGAUGGAUGAUCGUGUUGCAUUUCUUCCUGGUAAAUGUGUUUGUGAUGGGGAUGACCAAGACAUUUGCAAUUUUCUUUGUGGUCUUUCAAGAAGAGUUUGAAGGCACUUCAGAGCAAAUUGGUUGGAUUGGAUCCAUCAUGUCAUCACUCCGUUUUUGUGCAGGUCCCCUGGCUGCUAUUAUUUGUGACAUACUUGGAGAAAAAACUACUUCCAUUCUUGGGACUUUCCUUGUUUCUGGUGGCUAUCUGGUCAGCAACUGGGCCACAGGCAUUCCUUUUCUUUGUGUGACUAUGGGACUGUUACCAGGAUUGGGGUCUGCUUUCUUGUACCAAGUAGCUGCUGUGGUAAUUACCAAAUACUUCAAAAAACGAUUGGGUCUUUCAACAGCAAUUGCCCGUUCUGGAAUGGGACUGACGUUUCUAUUGGCACCCUUUACAAAAUUCCUGAUAGAUCUUUAUGACUGGACAGGUGCUCUUAUAUUAUUUGGAGCUAUUGCAUUGAAUUUGGUGCCUUCCAGCAUGCUCUUAAGACCCAUCCACAUCCAAACAGAGAACAAUUCUGAUAUUAAAAGCAAAGGGAGCAGUUUGUCUGUAACUGGACCAGAGGUAUCAGACAGGACUGAAACAUCAUACUGCAAUGAGACACAAGAGUCUUCCAUCCAAGGCAUUUCUACGGAGAAAUCUGGACCAUCUACAAAAAAUUUAACUGUCUUAGAAGAUCAAAGUGAAGAGUUCAGCAAUAGGCCUCACAAGAACAGACUGUUACUUAUGAGCGAUGACAAAAGUUACCAGAAAAAGUUGGUUUCAUGGAACUGUAAACAAAAUCUUUUAGAUAUUUCUCUCUUUAGAAAUCCUUUCUUCUACAUUUUUACCUGGUCUUUUCUCCUCAGUCAAUUAGCAUAUUUCAUUCCUACUUUUCACCUAGUAGCCAGAGCCAAAACACUUGGAAUUGACAUAAUGGAUGCCUCCUACCUUGUAUCUGUAGCUGGUAUCACUGAGACUGUCAGUCAGCUCAUUUCUGGAUGGAUUGCUGAUCAAAACUGGAUCAAGAAGUAUCAAUACCACAAGCUUUACCUCAUUCUGUGUGGUGUGACUAACCUGCUUGCUCCUUUGGCCACCACAUUCCCACUCCUUAUGGCCUACACCAUCUUUUUUGCCAUUUUUGCUGGUGGCUACCUGGCACUAAUACUCCCAGUACUGGUUGAUCUAUCUAAGAAUUCUAGAGUACACAAGUUUUUGGGAUAUGCCAGUUUCUUUGCUGGAAUGGCUGUCCUUUCUGGACCACCGAUAGCAGGCUGGAUAUAUGACUACACACAGACAUACACAGGCUCUUUCUACUUCUCUGGCACCUGCUAUCUCCUCUCUUCAGUCUCCCUGUUCUUUGUACCACUGGCUGAAAGAUGGAAAAGCAAACAGUCUGACCAUCAAAGGACUACAAUCAAGUAAGAGCUUAACAAAAGAAAAUCUAAACAAGCCACUGGAAACAAAAGCUUAGAAGAAAAGUCUUUGUAAAAAUGAGAAAGUAAGCCACAUAAUUAAGAUUCCUUCUUGCUUUAUUAAGCACUGUCAGGAAUGUCCAAUUGGUAGGAAGAGAAAUAGCAAUUUAAAUUGUUGGUACUUAAUCAAACAGGCUAAAAAUUGAAUCUGUUGAAGCAGCUACCUUACCUACUGAAUGAAAAUCAGAAUGUACUAUAAUAAAUAAAUCCAAACUUUCAUUUGUGCUAUGGUAAUAUGUGACAACUGUAAACUAUUUUUUAUUUGAAUAUAGUAAUCGGUUGACUAGAGCUCUAGAAUCUGAAUAAAGCCUACUUAGUGACAAGAAUGGUAUAUCCCCUCCACAACAAGGUUAUUGUUGUUUAUGGACUAUAAGUAAUCUUCAAUUAUUUGUCUCUUAAAUUUCCAGUGAACUGCUAACAAAAAUAAUACUUGAUAAAAUCUUUAUUUGAUGAUCAUUUGAAUGGUAUUACUGUCCACUUAAACAGUAUUAUUUUUUCACUACAUUUAAUUAUCUAAAAUAUUUCUAUUAAGCAUCUAGAUGACCCUUCAAGGCUGUAAGUUCCAUAUGGAAGUUGAAGAGGUGGUUUAGGAGGAAAUAUGUUUAAAUCAAAAGGUGGGUGCCAUAUAUGGUUAAUAAAUAAUGGUUCUUGCACUAAGCAUUUGCCUGUGAAUAAUGAA